This is a messenger RNA of Cantharellus anzutake, 2772 nucleotides long. RefSeq lists its product as uncharacterized. NCBI's taxonomy places the organism in Eukaryota, Fungi, Basidiomycota, Agaricomycetes, Cantharellales, Hydnaceae. The transcript has 9 exons. The record is from RefSeq and is a predicted model, not a curated record. Bases 355 to 2772 code for a protein of 805 amino acids.
AUUGAGCCUAAAAAAAUGUAAGGCAGGCAGGGCUCUGGCUGUCAAGAUCGUGGGCUUGGAAUUCGCGCGAUUCUCGCGCACGCACUUUGCGAUUAUACGUGUAUUGUUGUUGUCCCGUCAUCAGUAACUGUGCUUGCCUUUCUAUUUGUACCACUGUACUUCGGAUUUCACUCAGUUCUACCAUCAUCAUAUGUCCAAAGCCAGCCGAAGGCAGUUCGACUGGUCUACGAUAAGAGUAGCGGGUAAUGCCGCAGCAGGCGGCGUCCAUCAGUUAUUACAUUAACAGUUCGCAUUCCUCGAUCGACUUGGGACUGUCUAUCUCAAGUCCUCCUACUCUACUAAACGCGUUGCAACAUGCCGACUUUGCGAAGCGGUAGGUAUACCCGGGCCGUUUCAUUAGAUACCUUGGCCCCAGGAACACUAGGACCUGUGCACAUCGGAGGUUCGUCGGUGGAAGUCACCGAGCCUGCCUUCGGGAAUCCGGGAGUGGACGCCGAACCAGCGACGUGCGCUGACGAGUACGGCGUGGUACAAGUCCAAGACCACGACGGAUCUUCAGGAGACUUGACGCCUCCCCAGCAACAUCCGCACGGCAGUCGCGAAAUUCAAGUCCCGCUCCCAAAUUGGUCAGCUCUAAAGAGAUCCAAUUUGGAGAUUGGGCCGUCAGCAGGUGGGCCCUCCUCUAAGGGUGCACCCACGACUCUCGCGGUUCAUCCCAAUGUCCUGGACGAAGACGCACUUAUCGUGGAGUUCGCGCGCCACUAUGCCAAGAAACUCACCAGAAAUGACUUUUGUGCUCUUCUUCUCAACCAAAUUGUCCUCCAGUCAGUCGGAAUACCCGGCUCAAAAAAGUUACCGCCACUGAGUGAUUUAAUCGCACAACAUCCGGAGUUGGGGGAUGGGUUAGAGGAAGCAUGGAAGGCUCAAUCGUUCAAGAAGAUACGAAACUCGGUUACAGAAAUUCUUCUUCCAACAGUCCAACCUGCGGGUCCUCCCGACCCUGAAGCGAUACUUGAUUCUCAAUCAUCUGAAGAUGCGACAGUCAAGUCGUGGUCUUCCGAAUACAGAGGAGACGCUGCCAACAUUCUUUACCAGUACAUGAUGAGACAAAAUAUCGCUGAUACAUAUGCUCGCCUCUUACCAAUCGUACAGUCCUCUGGCAUGGGGAAAUCGCGAAUGGUCGACGAGUUCUCCAAGAAGCACUUUGUAGUCCCCUUCAAUCUCCGUCGGGGAGCUGAAGGAUAUCCGGCUCCUGACCAUGAUGUCUUGAAUUGGUUCACAAGGAUUAACCUUAAAGAGCAUGAAAGCGAUACUCGUUUCAGCGCAUUUCUCACUGCAUUGUUCGAGAGGGUAUCCAACGUCAUUGGACCACGUAACUCAAUAAAAAGUAUCAUCGCUUCUUCUUCUAAGCCCUCAUCGGCCGAGAAGUCAGCGGCAUUAAUGCGCUAUCCUAAAUCCCUUGCGGGGCAGUUUCGACUUUUUAUGACAGUUGGACAGCGGUUUGGACAGCAAGCUCCUCUACGUGUGCAGUUUUACGAGGAAGUAUUGGUCAGAGCGGAGGAGGCAAGUAUCUGUUUUGUGUCGCCGCUAGGUCACUCACAAUCGAGGCAGCUCUAUUCAAGUAAUAGGCCGAUGACUCCUUCAAAACAGAAAACACCGCCCGGGAGAUUCACGACAAAAACAAAUGGCACGGAUGUUGAACUUGCUACUGUCGUCCGACAAGUGUUAGAGAAGAUCGACCCUCGUUUCAAGCUCAAAGCGCAGCAUACUCCCAUAUUGACUUUGGCAUUUGAUGAAGCCCACACCUUGGCGCCUUCAAAUACUGGGAAAUCUGACCAAUUCUCCCCGCCACCUUUCCUUGAUCCAUCGAGCCGCAUUAUCCAAGGUGAACUUUCCAGUGUCAAACCGUUCAGCGCUCUAGGUUUCGAUCGCAUGGCGAUGAAGUUUCGUGAGGGCAUGACUCUGAAUGAUGUCACUAAGUUACCGUACAGGUUAUCAUUGGGUCGUCCCUUAUGGCUAAUACGCUACCAAGAGGGCGGAGAACGCGUCAAAGACACAAUCACCGUAUUUGCUAUCCAGAACUUCUCUGCCCAUUUACUUUGGUCGGCACCGAACGUUGACAGUAAGGAACCAGAUGAACCAAGUCGAGAGGCACAUGCGUGUGUCAAGGAUGGAUUUGAGUCUGUCGUCACGGUUGCAGCCUCGGAGCCGAUCCUCACUGAGGCCGCGGCUAUCAUCUUGCGCACCGUCCGGGAUAAGGACCGGUCCUGUCAGAUGUUACGAGACAUUUUGGAGUGGCCUGGAAUGAGUAAGGGAGAUCGGGGAGAACUCAUUACGUGCAACAUUAUUAUCGACACCGCUCUCUUUACCCACGACAUCUAUCGCAAGUCGAUCAAGGAUUCUUUGCCCUCAAGGCUGCUGACAGGCAGUUGCAACGACUCAUUUGCUGAGACAUUCAAGAGCUCACGCAUCUACAUUACGCAUUUCAUCAAGGUUUAUGAUUUCAAGGUACUCUCUGUCCAAUAUCUCUUUAAGCUUGCCGCUCGGGGUGUCGGAGUUGUCUGCGCGGAUAAUCAACAUGGCAUUGAUGUGGUCAUUCCAAUUCUUUACCAAGACACGAUACUACGAAGGAACAAUAUGUCUGUCCCCAUGAUACAGUCGAAGAAUGAUGACUCUUACGGGACCAGCCCGAACCAACACUUAUUUGACAAGAUGGACCCGUUCAAGCUUGGAAUUUUUGUCAAGUCGACAGGACCACCCCCAGUGGUUUGA